Molecule: messenger RNA, 3473 nt
Organism: Antechinus flavipes (yellow-footed antechinus)
Lineage: Eukaryota; Metazoa; Chordata; Mammalia; Dasyuromorphia; Dasyuridae
Gene: SRMS
Product: src-related kinase lacking C-terminal regulatory tyrosine and N-terminal myristylation sites
Exons: 8
Coding region: 103-1647 (514 amino acids)
Biological process (GO): cell differentiation; innate immune response; cell surface receptor protein tyrosine kinase signaling pathway
Cellular component (GO): extrinsic component of cytoplasmic side of plasma membrane
Molecular function (GO): signaling receptor binding; ATP binding; non-membrane spanning protein tyrosine kinase activity
Source: RefSeq, a predicted model, not a curated record
GGAGGCAGUUCCUCAUACAGGCAGGAUGAUGCUUUGAUAGAUCUGUCCCAUCUGGGCCAGGUGAACUCAAAUCUUUUUCUUGUUUCCAACGGGCAGGUCCUUAUGAAACAAUCUUGGUACCCUGGGGGUCUGUCAGCAGCCAAGAUGGAGCCUUUCUUAAGAAAACACUUGACCUUCCUAUCAUUCUUUUGGAACAAGCUCUGGCCCACCAGUGUUCCUGAUGACUGCAUCCCCAGAUACCCAGGCCCUGAUCCUGUCACAAUGGACCUUGAUCCUGACCCUGACCCAGAACCCUUCUCUACAAAAUCAAGCAGCCCCCCUCCCUCGGUCCUUUUCAUGGUUCUGUAUGACUUCACAGCCAGGUGUGCAGAUGAGCUGAGUGUGAGCAGAGGAGACAAGCUCUUUGUGAUCAAAGAAGAAGGUGACUACAUCUUUGCCAGGAGGCUCUCUGGUCGGCCAAGCACUGGGCUGGUACCCAUUAAUUAUGUGGCCAAAGCCACCCAGGAUACCUUCUCCAAUCAACCGUGGUAUUUUGAUGGGAUCAGCCGGAGCGAGGCUCAACAACUUCUGCUGUCCUCCUCCAACCAGCAUGGAGCCUUUUUGGUUCGACCCAGUGAGAGUAGUCGAGGAGACUACUCAUUGUCAGUUCGCACACAGGCCAAGGUCUGCCAUUAUCGAAUUUCCAAGGCCCCAGAAGGUGGCCUAUAUAUUCAGAAAGGCCAGGUUUUCCCCAGCCUGGAGGAGCUCCUCACUUACUACAAAGCCAACUGGAAGAUUAUUCAGACACCCCUGCUGCAGCCCUGUGUACAAGAGCGGCUACUGGAGAGGGAUGAAUGGGAACGGCCCCGAUCUGAGUUUGCCCUUCGAAGAAAGCUGGGAGAAGGCUAUUUUGGAGAGGUGUGGGAAGGCUUGUGGCUGAAUAAGAUUCCAGUGGCCAUAAAGAUCAUAAAGUCUGCUGACAUGAAGCUUGAUGACUUCACCAAGGAGAUUCAGAAUUUAAAGAAUCUAAAGCAUGAGAAGCUGAUCAGAUUGCAUGCAGUCUGCUCCAUCGGGGAGCCUGUAUACAUUGUGACUGAGCUCAUGAGAAAAGGGAACCUCCAGAGCUUUCUCAACAGUCCAGAAGGGAAGGCCCUCAGCAUCAUCCACCUCAUGAGCAUCGCCUGCCAGGUGGCUGAGGGUAUGACCUACCUGGAGGAGAGGCACAUUGUACACCGGGAUCUAGCUGCUCGAAACAUCCUGGUGGGAGAGGACCUCACCUGCAAGAUCGCAGACUUUGGCUUAGCCAGGCUGCUAAAGGAUGAUAUUUAUUCCACAAAAAGCAGCACCAAAAUACCUGUAAAGUGGACAGCGCCAGAAGCAGCCAAUUAUAGGAUUUACUCACAGAAGUCAGAUGUUUGGUCCUAUGGGAUCCUGCUUUAUGAAGUUUUCACAUAUGGACAAUGUCCCUAUGAAGGAAUGACCAAUCAGGAGACCAUUCAGCAGAUCUCCCGAGGUUACAGGCUUCCUCGCCCACUCAUUUGUUCCCCUGAAGUUUAUAUACUCAUGUUGGAGUGCUGGAAAAGCAAUGCUGAGGAGAGACCUGCCUUCUCUGUGCUCAGAGAAAAGCUCAGCUCCAUCUACAGACGUCUCCAUCAUCCCUUCACAUGACUUAGGUCCAGCUGCCUUCUCCUACACUCUUUCCCCAUAUUCCUACCCCAAACCACAAACUGUACAGGACUUCCAGUGUCUUUCUGAUGCCUUCUUAUAGGGAGAAGGGUAUCAGGAGAAUGCUUCUUAAGGACUCCUAAGAUCUAUGACCAGGAGACUUAUUGAACCUAGAUAUCCUUGGAUUCCUACAGAAUCUCAGAAUUGGAAAGGUUCUUAAAAGUCAUGUAGACCAACCUAUAUUCCAAAAGCUCCUACUGCCACAAGCUGAACAAGUGGUCUCUUAGCCUUCACUUAGAAGCUCUCUAGUGAGGGGAAACUCACUACCUCCCAGCACAAUCCCUUCUACUUUCUUCUUAAUCCCCCCUUCUCAUCAUUCUUCUUCCACUAUGAGAAAAUAGAAUGUGGAUGAAGGGAUCUUCCUUACAGCUAGUCACUCUCAGGAAUAUAUUUAAUGUAAAUAUUGUACAGAGGACAUUUAAAUGUCAAGAAAGAGAAUAAUCUGGAAUUGUAUGUCUAUAGAAUUGAUCUGAUAGUGUGUUGAUGUUUGAUAUCUUCAUUACAUACAUGUUUGUUAAAAGGAAAAUUCUUUGUUCAGUUCUUCAUCUUGAUUAAUGACGUAAAACUCAGGUAAAAGAGAAUUAAAAGGUAUUUAUUCAAAGUAUGUCAAGAUAACAGCAUGUUGACUGACUGGAGAUUAGCAGGGCAUUCAAGAUGGGACCAGCUUUUAUGGAUAACUUUAAUAAUGAGAUAAAGACAUUUUAGAUAGGUCUUCAUCAGCAAAGGUGUAGACUUCAGCUUCUCCCUGAUUUCCUGUAUAUGAUAUUUAACACAUAGGAGAUAAUCUGUGACAGUCAUGGGAUGUCCUACUACAUGAUGGAUAGCAGAUGACAUAAAAAUUGUAAACUGGAUAGUAUCUCCCCCAACAUUAAUUUACAAGCAGAAUUGGGAACAAUGGGUCACUGAAUCAAUGUAAGUUUCAAAAUAUGUUCAUUCAACAGAUAUUCACUGAACACCUAAUAUAUCUAAGACAGAAUGCCAAAGGCUUCAGGGACUAUAAACAUGAAUAGAAUAUAGCCCCUACCUUGAUGAAGGAACAAGGGAAAUAAGACAUAAGACACAUACACAUACAUAUAACAAAGACAACUAAACAAGUAUUAAGUGCUUACUGUGUGCCUGAAUUGUAGAUAUAAAGAAAGAUAAAAAAGCAAAAAAAGUUCCCCAAACUCAGUCUCUACUCACUCUCACAAUCUAAUAUUUGAGAACUAAUAGACAAAAAGAUACAAGAUAAAAUUGUAAUAAUAGAUGUAAGGCAAUAAAGCAUUAUGGGGAAUUGGGAAAGGCUUCUUUUCCCAAGAAGGUGAGAUUUUUAGCUGAGAUUUGAAGGAAGUCAGUGAAGAUAUGAGAUAAAAAAGGAGAGUUCCAGGCAUGGCAAACAGAGUGGUGAGAUGGAAUGGUAGUGAUGGUGGUAAUGAUAGUGACAUCCGACAUUUAUAUGGCAAAAUUGCAAGGGAUCUCAGAGACCAUUUAAUCCAGUCCUUCUGAAACAUAAUUGACAAACAAGACCCUCUAUUAGGCCUCAGGUGGGGAGGAUAAUUCCUACCUGAAGCAUUCUAUUCCAAGCUUCUCUGCAGCGUCUGUCCAUUUUUCUUAGUUCUGAUGUCUAAGACCAGACUGAAUCCCUGCCUCUCGUGAUAGUAAGAAAAGUCAUUUCAUGAUGGUGCAAAAUCAAGAUCUUUUGCCUUCCUGGUUUCCUUUGCCCUUUCUAGCUUAGCAAUGUCCAAUCUAAAAUGCAGAGCAUAGGACUGAAUAAAAUACUCCAGCUAUGA